GGUAACUUUCGGUCAUUUGUGGGGAAGAGAGACACGACUGACCGGGUUUUCAUUGCUGAAGACAUCUGUGGGACCAGCACACCAUUCAAACCACUGCCGCUCAGUUCCCAUCCACACGCACUCCCAGAGAACACUAUGGGUCUCCAGUUAGACUCUGCCCUCCAAUCUAUCCUCCUCUUUCCAAUCCACCUUCUGAUAUGGCUGUACUCCGUCCUGUCAUUCCUGCCUUGGUACUACAUCACUGGAGCCGGGGAAAGACAAGCUCGGUCCAAGCGGAUAAAGGCCCGUUCCACUUCAGGCCGUGCAGAGGGACCAUACCGCUCUGUGGACCACUUCGAUUCCCUGGCCAGGGAGGACUUCCCAGGCAAGGACACACUGGAUAAGCUGUUCGAGCAUGCUGUGCAGCGCUUUGGAGAAGCACAGUGUCUUGGCACCCGCGAUAUACUGAGUGAAGAGAAUGAGAUUCAACCUACCGGCAAAGUAUUUAAAAAGCUGAUCCUGGGAGAGUAUAGAUGGCUCUCUUACAAUGACCUGGACACCAUAGUCAGUCAGUUUGGCAAUGGAUUGGCAGCCCUGGGACAGCAACCCAAAAGCAAUAUUGCAAUCUUUUGUGAAACCAGAGCAGAGUGGAUGAUCACUGCCCAGGCAUGCUUCAGGCGCAAUUUCCCAUUGGUGACAUUCUAUGCCACACUGGGAGAGGAGGCAAUUGCAUUUGGACUGAACGAGACCGGAGUUACACAUCUAGUCACCAGCGUGGAACUCCUUGAGACUAAACUGAAAAAUGUGCUUCCACAGAUCCCUAAACUGAAGCAUGUGAUCUACGUGGACGAGAAGAAAGUGAGCACAGAAGGCUACCCAGCAGGACUGUCCAUCCACAGCAUGCAGGCCGUACGAGAGCUGGGCGCGCUGCCUGAGAAUAUGGAGAGAGCAAUUGUGAAGCCACAGCCUUCUGAUCUGGCCGUGGUGAUGUACACCAGUGGCUCUACGGGCAGACCUAAAGGAGUCAUGAUUGUCCACAGUAACCUAAUUGCAGGGAUGACAGGCCAGUGUGAACGCAUCCCUGGACUCGGGCCUAAUGAUACUUACAUAGCCUAUCUGCCCCUGGCUCAUGUUCUGGAAAUGACCGCUGAAAUCUCCUGUGUCACAUAUGGCUGUCGGAUCGGCUACUCGUCCCCCCAGACGCUGUCAGACCAGUCCACUAAGAUAAAGAAAGGAAGUAAAGGAGACUGCUCUGUGCUCAGACCCACCCUGAUGGCAGCUGUACCAGAAAUUAUGGAUCGCAUCAACAAGAAUGUCAUGAGCAAAGUGCAGGAAAUGAGUUUCAUUCAGAAGAAGCUGUUUACAUUGGGCUACAACUAUAAACUCGAGCAGAUCAGGAGAGGCUAUGACGCACCACUCUGCAAUGCCCUGUUGUUCCAGAAAGUGAAGAAACUGCUGGGAGGACAGGUGAGGAUGAUGCUGUCUGGAGGAGCCCCCCUGUCCGCAGCCACUCAGAGAUUUAUGAAUGUAUGCUUCUGUUGUCCAGUGGGCCAAGGCUAUGGCCUCACUGAGACCUGUGGAGCAGGCACCAUCACAGAAGUUGCGGACAUCAGCACUGGUCGUGUUGGAGCUCCUCUUCUUUGCUGUGAGAUCAGACUCAGGGACUGGGCUGAAGGUGGCUACACAAGCAAAGACGAGCCAAACCCGAGAGGGGAGAUCCUGAUCGGUGGUCCCAAUGUAACCAUGGGUUACUACAGAAAUGAAAACAACAAUCAGGACUUUUUUGUGGAUGAAAAAGGUCAGAGGUGGUUCUGUACUGGAGAUGUGGGAGAGGUUUAUCCGGAUGGCUGUCUGCAAAUAGUAGACCGCAAGAAAGAUCUGGUGAAACUGCAGGCUGGGGAGUAUGUGUCUCUCGGCAAGGUCGAGUCCGCUCUGAAAAACUGCUCUCUCAUAGACAACAUCUGUGCAUACGCAAACAGUGAGCAGAACUACGUGAUCAGCUUUGUGGUUCCCAACCAGAAAAAGCUGACAGAAUUGGCCAAACAGAGAGGCAUUGUGGGAUCGUGGGAGGAGAUCUGCACUCACCCCGACAUGGAGAAAGAGGUUCUGAAGGCGAUCAAGGAGGUCGCUGUUAAUAUUAAACUCCAGCGAUUUGAGAUCCCAGUGAAGGUUCAUCUGAGUCCAGAGCCGUGGACCCCCGAGACUGGUCUUGUCACAGAUGCGUUCAAGCUAAAGAGGAAAGAGCUGAAGAACCACUAUCUUGAUCACAUAGAGAGAAUGUAUGGUGGCAAAUAACUUUGUUAUUUUCCCCCAAGACUCCCCGUUAUCACCAUAACCACUGUUUUGACCUGUAAAUAAUCUUCAUGGUACCCAGUUGGAUUUUUAUGCUGUUUGUGAACCAUAGGCAUAAAGGUGAAACUGUUUCGGAACACAAAUCUGAAGUUGUAGAUAGUUGUAGCUGUUAAUCCAUAUGUGCUGCUUUUUAUUCUUGUGUGUAGAAGGUCUGUUGUCACUCACAGAGGUGCACUCAAAUGACAACUCUUACUCCACGAAAAGGUUCCGAGACCAUUACAGCACUCAACUGCCAUCCACUUCAAUCUGUUGCCACUCAGUUUGUAGCUGAUAUAAGUACCACCGUCCUCCGUAUGUUGCUGAUGCUUUGUUGUUACAUCCAUUGAAAAUAUUAACUGUAAUCAUCACGGAGGCUUGUCAUGCUCUUUGUAAAGUUCUGAUGUUACUGUGCCUUCAGUCUGCAGUACUUGUGUAGUCAAGCAGAAGCAAGUGGCAUCUAGAUAUAAAACAAAUAUCUUACGCUUUUGUUACAAAAAUGGCUGAAUUGCCAUGUAAGGUUUACUUGAGGCUUUAGGAAAACUAUCCCCACCCAGAGACUCAUUGACAUGGAUCAUGGAGAGAAAGUUAUUCAUGGUCAUGUCUGCCUAUCCACAUUUUUUUUUUUUGACCAUUGUUGAUUUAUUUGUGUUUGUUGUCUUGUCAGUUUAUUCAGAAAGUAAGACCAAAAUGUGUAAACAUAAAUGACUCAGGAAGAUAAACAAAUGUUUUAAUAUAUGAAACUGUCAAGUAGUGGGUUGCUUGUAUAUAAAGUACUUAUUAGAAUUCUUGUGGACACCUUAUUUAUUUAAAAGCAAGCAUGCUUAACUACUUACCAUUUACGAAAUGCUUAUUAGCAAUCGCUAGUCAGAACUGGCAUACUGUAAUACUGUGCGUAUUUUACCUCAGUUAACAGGAUAAUGUACAAUUUGGUAUCAUAAGGUUAUCUGAAGUUCAGCUCAUUUUAAUAUUAUAGGAGUGUUUUCUAUGUAUUUUUCAAAGUGCUAUUGUGUUGAUGGAUUUGCAUCAUUAAAACUUUAAGAGAGCAGAUGUUGACAGUCACUUUACAGUUGGUUGUUCUAGUGAUCUAUUUGUAUUUAUUACUCCAUCAUUGUGAGCACAUGCCCUGUUCACAUUUUGAGAAUAAACAUCUUUUCGUA
Molecule: messenger RNA, 3467 nt
Organism: Chelmon rostratus (copperband butterflyfish)
Lineage: Eukaryota; Metazoa; Chordata; Actinopteri; Chaetodontiformes; Chaetodontidae
Gene: acsl4a
Product: acyl-CoA synthetase long chain family member 4a
Exons: 15
Coding region: 136-2274 (712 amino acids)
Biological process (GO): long-chain fatty acid metabolic process; neuron differentiation; long-chain fatty-acyl-CoA metabolic process
Cellular component (GO): endoplasmic reticulum; plasma membrane; lipid droplet
Molecular function (GO): arachidonate-CoA ligase activity
Source: RefSeq, a predicted model, not a curated record